AUGGCCAAACUAGGUGCUAAAUUCCCCACCAAUGUAAUAUCUGAUGGGUUCUAUGGUUUUACAAUGUGGAAAACUCUCCUUGAUGCCAAAAGGGAAGCCCGGAUGCUUGAAUAUGGACUUGAACGAUACAAAACCCUUCCUAAUCCAAACGUAUAUACAUUGGCUUUCCGAAUUCUUGGAAUGCAGCUCAUUGAUACUAGAGAGCCUGAAAACAUUAAGGCAAUCUUAUCAACUCAAUUCAAUGAUUUUUCCUUAGGCAGAAGGCAUGAUGUUAUGUAUCCCUUGCUUGGAGAUGGAAUAUUUACUCAGGAUAAUUUAGCUUGGAAACAUUCACGUGCAUUAUUGAGACCUCAGUUUGCUAGGGAACAAGUUGGACAUGUCAAAUUAUUGGAACCCCAUUUGCAAGUGUUUUUCAAACACGUUAGAAAAGCCCAAGGACAAGUGUUUGAUAUCCAAGAGUUGUUUUUCAGAUUGACGGUAGAUACUAGUACUGAGUUUUUGUUUGGUGAGUCGGUUCAAAGUUUAAGAGAUGAGUCUGUGGGGAUGCUGCAGCAGGCAACAGAUGUGGAUGGAAAGGCUGAUUUCCCAAAAGCAUUUAAUAUUUCUCAGGAAUAUUUGGCUUCUAGGGCAAUAUUACAAAGCUUCUUUUGGAUACUUAAUCCAAAGGAGUUUAGGGAUGCUAAUGCCAAGGUUCAUAAAUUCGCUAAUCAUUAUGUGAAAAGAGUUCUUAACAUGUCACAAGAGGAAUUGGAAAAGGAACAAGGAUAUACAUUCUUGUAUGAACUAGCAAAGCAGACUAAAGAUCCCAAGGUAUUAAGGGACCAAUUAUUGAAUAUCUUGGUUGCCGGUAGAGAUACCACUGCAGGGUUAUUAUCAUUUUUAUUUUUUGAAUUGGCAAGAAAUCCAGAAAUCUUUGCCAAACUAAAGGAAGAGAUAUAUACCCGAUUUGGUUCUGGUGAAGACUCGAGAAUUGAAGAAAUCACAUUUGAAUCAUUAAAGAAAUGCGAAUACUUAAAAGUAGUCAUCCAGGAAGCAUUAAGAUUAUAUCCUUCUGUUCCACAAAACUUCAGAAUUGCAACCAAAGAUACAACCUUACCCACAGGUGGUGGUCCGGAUGGAAAAUCUCCCAUACUUGUUAGAAAGGGACAAAAUGUCACCUAUCCAAUCUUCGGCACUCAUCGUACAGAGGCAUUUUACGGAAAGGAUGCAUUGGAAUUUAAGCCAGAAAGAUGGUUCGAGGCAAGAACGAGAAAAUUGGGUUGGGCCUAUUUGCCAUUCAAUGGUGGGCCUAGGAUUUGUUUGGGACAACAAUUUGCUUUGACUGAGGCUCUGUAUGUUACAGUGAGGAUUAUACAGGAGUUUGGCAAUCUAUGGAUGGAUCCAGAAACUCCUUAUCCUCCCAAGAAAUUGACGCAUUUGACGAUGUCUCUUUAUAAUGGGUGCAAUAUUAAGUUAUAUUAG
Messenger RNA from Hemisphaericaspora subhashii, 1461 nucleotides. RefSeq names its product cytochrome P450. Gene Ontology annotation, molecular function: iron ion binding; heme binding; oxidoreductase activity, acting on paired donors, with incorporation or reduction of molecular oxygen, reduced flavin or flavoprotein as one donor, and incorporation of one atom of oxygen. The transcript has a single exon. The coding region runs from base 1 to 1461 and encodes 486 amino acids. NCBI's taxonomy places the organism in Eukaryota, Fungi, Ascomycota, Pichiomycetes, Serinales, Debaryomycetaceae. The record is from RefSeq and is a predicted model, not a curated record.